GCUGUUAGGGUGACUUCCUGACCUCAGCCGAAUAGGAGCCAAAGCUGCAGAUCCCCUCUGCAAGAUAUUCACUAUGACUGUAUGGAUCAAAGUAGAGAGCAGCACCAUAAAGACAGAUACACUGUUAGAGGAUAGAGAGAAGAGAGCGAUCCCUCUACGUCGCUCACUCCCAAACAAGAGAACCAGUCUCCUCAGGGGACCAAGCUUGUUUUAAAAAGAUGCAGUUGCUUCAAAUUAGAGAACUUGGCAAGUGCUAGUGAAUAGGAGUGGAGUGUAGCAGAGAAAACUUCAUCCUCUGCAAGUUGUAGACUUAGUCCUUUCCCGGAGAUCAGACAGUCUGCUGGAGCGUCACUGUGCCUGGAACACUUUACAGAACCUUCAGGAAUAAAAGGCUCUGAUCCCUGCACAAACCUAUGGGACUGUUUGGUUGCAAGAGUAUUUCUGGGAUGUCGGAUGACAAUAUUCCAACAUAAGGGUCGAUGAUGCUUAUUUUGCUGUACAUUACAAGUUUUGUUCUUUGUGCCAGUGGACAACCAUUGAACAAAAAACUGAAAGGAGAUCACCAGAACAUAAGGUAUGUCUGUAGCAUACCAGGAUUGCCAGGGUCUCCGGGAUCCCCUGGGGCAAAUGGAUUAGCUGGGCCACAUGGACGGAUUGGCCUUCCGGGAAGAGAUGGGAGAGAUGGCAGGAAAGGAGAAAAGGGUGAAAAGGGCAUCACAGGUUUGCGAGGAAAAACAGGACGACUGGGACCUAUUGGUGAAAAGGGUGAUCAAGGAGAGCCUGGUAAAAGAGGACCCAACGGUUCACUGGGAGACACGGGGGAAAUUGGGCCUUAUGGACCUGCUGGACCCAAGGGUGAUAAAGGCUUACGGGGAGAUCUGGGAGAAGCUGGUGUGUGCAAGUGUGGAAAUAUUGUGCUUAAAUCUGCUUUUUCAGUUGGGAUCACUACCAGCUACCCACAAGAAAGACUUCCAAUCGUAUUUAACAAAGUAAUCUUUAAUGAAGCAGAGCACUACAACCCAUCCACCGGGAAGUUCAUUUGUGCUAUCCCUGGAAUUUAUUAUUUCUCUUAUGACAUCACUCUUGCAAACAAGCACCUGGCUAUCACCCUUGUACAAAAUGGAGAGUACAAAAUAAAGACAUUUGAUGCCAACACGGGAAAUCAUGAUGUUGCCUCAGGCUCAACACUUCUUUACCUAAAGCCAGAAGAUGAAGUCUGGCUUGAGAUUUUUUAUACAGAUCAGAACGGUUUGUUUUCAGACCCCAGCUGGGCAGACAGUUUGUUUUCGGGAUUUCUUUUAUAUGCAGAUACUGAUUAUCUAAAUGCUUUGUCCGAUGACGAUGACUUAUGAUGCAGCUUAAAUUCCAAACACAGUCCCGAUUGUUUUAUGAAACUUGAAUGCAAGUCAGAUCCUGUUAAAAAGUCUAUGGAUUUUGCUGGAAGGAAGGUUUGCCUCAAUUCCUUUAAAGGGAACAAUGCCAUUGCCAACUUUUUUUAAAAGCUGGAAUUUCCCAAGUUAUAAUUGUGAAACAAGUGUGCACCCAGCUACGUCAGAAAUCCCACCUGCAUACUGGAUCAGUGACAU
Rana temporaria (common frog) is the source of this 1586-nucleotide messenger RNA. RefSeq names its product C1q and TNF related 7 (gene C1QTNF7). Gene Ontology annotation, molecular function: protein binding. The transcript is spliced from 3 exons. Lineage: Eukaryota; Metazoa; Chordata; Amphibia; Anura; Ranidae. The record is from RefSeq and is a predicted model, not a curated record. The coding region runs from base 480 to 1352 and encodes 290 amino acids.